Messenger RNA from Penicillium samsonianum, 1710 nucleotides. RefSeq lists its product as uncharacterized. Lineage: Eukaryota; Fungi; Ascomycota; Eurotiomycetes; Eurotiales; Aspergillaceae. The coding region runs from base 1 to 1710 and encodes 569 amino acids. The transcript is spliced from 5 exons. The record is from RefSeq and is a predicted model, not a curated record.
AUGGUCAUCGAUUCUGGAAGAGACUCGGUUUCCUAUAAUGUCCCUGCUCCUACAGAGGAAAAGCCCAAAACACGGCAGAUGCCUGUCACCUUGCUUUCAGGCUUCCUGGGAAGCGGCAAAACAACACUCCUCAAACACAUCCUCAAGUCCUCUGACCAUGGGUUACGGAUUGCUGUCAUCGUCAACGAUAUGAGCCAGCUGAACAUCGACGCUACCCUCAUCCAAAACCACAAAGUCUCCCAAACCACCGAGAAGCUCAUUCGACUUCAAAACGGAUGCAUCUGCUGCACUCUUCGGGGAGACUUGCUGUCUGAACUGGCAGCUCUGACCAAACGAAACGAGGUUGACUAUGUCAUCAUUGAAUCGACUGGCAUAAGCGAGCCCAUGCAAGUGGCCGAGACUUUCACGGCUGAGUUUAGCUCGGCCAUGCUGGAAGCUGAAGAUCAGAUUGCGAAUGAUGAUGUCGACGCAAAGAAGAUCUUGAACGAAAUUGUGGAACUAGGUGGCUUGCACACAAUGGCUCGGUUAGACACUACUGUCACUGUUAUUGAUGCCUUCAACUUGCUUUCCAGCUUCGACACAACAGAGUUCCUCUCUGACCGUUAUGGGAGGGAAGAGAUCGUUCCUGAGGAUGAGCGCACGAUAUCUGAUCUCAUGGUGGAUCAGAUUGAGUUCGCCGAUGUGUUGAUUCUCAAUAAAGUCGAGACAGUUGACCAAGCAACACGCGAUAAGCUCAUGCAUUUGCUGAAGCUACUGAACCCAGCCGCAAAGAUCCUCAAGUCAAAUUACUCUCAAAUAGAUGUUCGGGAGAUCAUCAACACAAACAAAUUCGAUUUUAUACGUGCUGCUUCUGGUCCUGGGUGGUUGCAGAGUCUCCAUGAAAUGACAAUACAGACGACAGGCAACGGUGACCGGAUGGCACCGAAACCAGAGACCUUGGAGUACGGCAUCAACAAUUUCGUCUACACUGCUCGUCGACCCUUCCAUUCGCGCCGACUCUUCGCUCUUCUUCACGACAAGUUCAUCAUUCUCCAGAACAAUGAAGUCGAAGAAGAAGAAGGCGACGAGGAAGAGGAGGAAGACGAAGAUGCAAUGGACACAGACUCUGACUCCGAAUCAGUGGAAGACUUUGAAGAGCCUGAUCCAGCGGUCAUUUUGAAGAACAAACGUACUCACCCGGCCUUUGGUCCAGUUCUCCGCUCCAAAGGCUUCUUCUGGCUCACGACCAGACCCUGGCAAUUCGGAGAAUGGAGUCAAGCAGGUGGUAUGAUGACUGUUGGAUGCGGUGGACCCUGGUUUGCCGAAAUCCCCAAUGAGGAUUGGCCAGAAGACAAGGAUGUGCGGGAAUCCAUCCAGAAUGAUUUCCAAGGUCCCUGGGGUGAUCGUCGCCAGGAACUAGUGUUUAUCGGGGAAGGUAUUGACAGUGUCAAGAUCAGUGCUUUACUGGAUGAGUGUCUUCUAGAUGAUAAGGAUAUGAAGAAGUGGGAGAAGGUGAUGAAGAACAAGAAAAUGAGCAGAGAGGAGAAGACGGAUAAGUUAGCAAAGAUGUGGGAAGAUGGUUGGGAAGAGUGGCCUGCACUUGAGGCCGAGGAAGAGGAAGAGGAAGAAGAGGAGCAAGAGCAGGGGAAGCAUCGAAUUAGCGAUUAUCUGGGUCAUCAGCAUGGGACUAAACAUGGUCAUGGACACAGCCACCGGAUGAUUGCCGUAUGA